CGGUGAUUUCCUGUAUAUGUAUUGUACAUACUCGCAGAUACCCAUCGGUAUAUAAUGCAGGGUAAGGACUAUUGGUCGACAGAGGCCUACCAGAAUGCCGCCUCGUUUGUCCCUAAGUUGGCUACCAAGAUUGUGCAAUGGCUGGAUCCGCAAAAGGACGACAUUAUACUUGACGUUGGCUGCGGAGACGGUGUGCUAGACGUUGAGAUCGGCCAGAUCCUCUCCAAGGGCAACGGCACCCUCCACGGCAUUGAUAGCUCCCCGGCCAUGAUUGCCGCAGCUCAAAAGUCCGUGGCCUCAGUCGGACUUGAGAAUACGUGCACCUUUCAACUCCUCGACGCGACGGACCUAGUCAACACCGCGUCCCUUCAAACAGGCUCCUUCACCAAAGCCUUCUCCAACGCAGCGCUGCACUGGAUCCUGCGCCCGCCGACCACGCGCGCGGCCGUCUUCCACGGGGUGCGCAACGCGCUGUGCCCGGGGGCAACCUUUGCCUUUGAGAUGGGCGGGUUUGGCAACGUGUCCGAGAUCCGGGCGGCGCUGCUCAGCGCGGUCGGCAGACGUGUGGGCCUUGCGCGCGCCGAGGAGGCAGACCCUUGGUUCUUCCCCGACGAGGAGUGGGUCAGGUACAUGAUGGAGGAGACGGUGGGCGGGUGGAAGGUGGAGCGCGUUGAGAGGGAGUGGAGGCCCACGAGGGCGGACCAGGGCGGGGUGGAAGGGUGGGUAAGGCUGAUGGCGAGUAAGUUCUUUGAGGUAAUUGAGGAUGAGAGGGAGAGGGAGGAAUGUGUGAGGGAGGUGGUGGAUGUUUUGGAGGUAGUGUGUCGCCAGCCUGAGGGAGGAUGGGUGUUUGGCUAUGUGCGCUUGAGGGUUUUGGCUAGGAAGAUUUGAGUGCAUUGUGCACAAACAUGGCCAAUCAACACCUGAAGGGGAUGCAAAAAGCCUAAGCACAGGCCAACGGGAGGUGACGUUGCUGUGGUGGGUGCCAAGACCCAAGUCUUAAAUCCCGUCUCCCAACGAUAACGAUAACAA
Canariomyces notabilis is the source of this 1029-nucleotide messenger RNA. RefSeq names its product S-adenosyl-L-methionine-dependent methyltransferase. The coding region runs from base 55 to 888 and encodes 277 amino acids. The record is from RefSeq and is a predicted model, not a curated record. The transcript is spliced from 4 exons. NCBI's taxonomy places the organism in Eukaryota, Fungi, Ascomycota, Sordariomycetes, Sordariales, Chaetomiaceae.